Messenger RNA from Nycticebus coucang (slow loris), 2284 nucleotides. RefSeq names its product galectin 12 (gene LGALS12). Bases 432 to 1451 code for a protein of 339 amino acids. The record is from RefSeq and is a predicted model, not a curated record. Gene Ontology annotation, molecular function: lactose binding; integrin binding. Gene Ontology annotation, biological process: lymphatic endothelial cell migration; intrinsic apoptotic signaling pathway. NCBI's taxonomy places the organism in Eukaryota, Metazoa, Chordata, Mammalia, Primates, Lorisidae. The transcript has 8 exons.
GCACCUGAGCGUUUUCACCAACACCCUUUCUUCUGACCCAGUGAGCCUGGAAACCACAAACCCUCAUUGGCCCCAGGGGAGUCAGCCUCUUUCUUCCCUCUGAAAAAGAGUGUGUUUUAGACCAGGAGGGGCUAGUUAGUUGGUGCCAGCUUCCCAACCCUAGACACAGAGUUUCUGCUGACAGCCCCAAUCCAGCCAGAGAUCUGUUCUGUAGCACUGGAGCUGGAGCUGGUGUGGGCCCAGGAGGUGGAAUGCUGCCCUCCCAGGACUAGGCCCAGUGGCAUUAGGUCCCUGCAGGGGCAGGUAGGACUAGCAACUGGGAGAGGUGCCCCAGACACUUAGGGCCCUGGCUGGGGAAGGUGAUUCAGUGUGGUGGGAGGAGGGCUUCUGGAACCAGGAACUGCAGCCUAAGUUGGAGCUACCUUACCUCCAUGUCACCUGGAGAAAAACUGGACCCAAUUCCAGACCGCUUCAUCCUGCAGCCGCCAGUCUUCCACCCGGUGGUUCCUUAUGUCACAACAAUAUUUGGUGGCCUGCACACAGGCAAGAUGGUCAUGCUUCAGGGAGUGGUCCCUCGAGAUGCACACAAGUUUCAGGUGGACUUCCAGUGUGGCUGCAGCCUGUAUCCCCGACCGGAUAUUGCCAUCCACUUCAACCCUCGCUUCUACACCACCAAGCCCCAUGUCAUCUGCAACACCCUGUAUGGUGGACGCUGGCAAAAGGAGGCCCGGUGGCCCCACCUGGCCCUGCAGAGAGGGUCCAGCUUCCUCAUCCUUUUCCUCUUUGGGAAUGAGGAAGUGAAGGUGAGUGUGAAUGGACAGCACUUUCUCCACUACCACUACCGGCUCCCACUGUCUCGUGUGGACACCCUGGGCAUAUUUGGUGACAUCAUGGUGAAGGCUGUUGGAUUUCUGAACAUCAAUCCAUUUGCAGAGGGCAGCAGGGAGUACCCAGCUGGACAUCCUUUCCUGCUGAGGAGCCCCAAGCUGGUGAGUAAGCCUCCCUCCUCCUUGGCCUGGAGGUACAGCUCCUGGCCUGCCCCAUGGGCAGGAGGGUUGGGCAGAGGCUGGAGAGCUGCAGAGGAGGUGCCCUGCUUACAUGCUCUUCCCCAGGGUCUCUGGCCUGGGCAGAUCAUCGUGGUGCGGGGACUGGUCUUGCAGGAGCCAAAGGAGGUCAUGGACUUCCAAGUGUCUUCCCAAAGCUGGAGAGGAUCCACACGAGACCCUGAAAGGCCAGCCAAGAGCAGGCUUCCCCCACUUUGCCUCACCCCCUGCAUGCUUCAUGUCCUGCUCCCACUGCUUCCUGCUGAGGAGCCGGUCAGCAGCCGCCCAGGGGCAGAGCUGCAAAGAAGGACACUCCAGAAGCUCCAGGACAUGAAAAAGAAUCAGGCUGCCCUAUUGGGGAGGCAGGUGCCAAGCAAUAGAAAAAAAAACCCACUUCUGGAGUCAUGAAUUCUAAUUCAUGUCCCAGCCUGACAGCAAAAGCUCUGACCAGUGAGAGAGCAAGUCACUCGACUUCUCAUCCUCAUCAGCUAAAUGGUGAGAGGACCUCACAGCACAGACAUGGGGAGGACACCUGCCAAGUCCCAGGAAUCACUAGUGCUUGCAUUGUCCCCAUCGUUCCUAUCUGUGUGUGCAUAUGGCCCUAUGAGAUAGCUAUUGUAUUAUACAGUAAUAUUUUUUGAACAAUAGUUCUCAUCGGAGUGCUUGCUAUGUGCAGGUGCUGUUCUAAGCACUUUACAUGUAUUAAUUCACUGAAUUCUUAUAACCACCCAAAGCGGGUACAAUACGAUUAUUAUCCCACAUCCAGAUGAGGAAACUGAGGCACAGAGAGAUUUAAGGGACUCGACCAAUCUCACAGGACUAGAAAGUAGCAGAGCUAGGGUUGAACCUGGGUAGCCUGGCUCUAACCACUAAGCUAUUGGCAAAACAUUUAAGGUAAUACCUGACACUUAGUUGGCAUUCAAUAAAUAUUAGCAACUACUAUUAUUAUCCCCAUUUACAGGGGGAGAAACUGAGGCUCAGGCUAGGUGAUUUCCACCUCACCCUCCCAAGCCAUAGUCCUCCCAUCAGUAGAUGGCAACACAGGGAUUCAAUUUCAGGUUCAUCUGGGACUCUUUACUCUGAGCUGUUCUGUGUCCAAGCGUCCAGCCCUGGGCCUGUCAUAGACCUUAGAGGCAGAAGCUUUUGGAGGCAGAAGCUUCUGGCCACAUGCCCGCCUCAGCCCUCCCCUCAGGACUCAGUGAUGGCCUCAGAGCAGCAGAAACUGGUCCUCUCCUCCCUCC